Entrophospora candida is the source of this 1258-nucleotide messenger RNA. NCBI's taxonomy places the organism in Eukaryota, Fungi, Glomeromycota, Glomeromycetes, Entrophosporales, Entrophosporaceae. The record is from the annotation of a GenBank genome assembly.
AUGAAAAUAGAAAAUUUUUCUGUCGAGAAUGGUCGGUUAGAGAUAGAGGAAAAAAUUAAAUUCGAAAACGUCACUAUUCCAUCACUUGAAAAUUUAAAAGAAUUUUCGGUAUUUUACCAACCUUCUUUCGACCUUGGCUUUGGUAAUUAUUCUUCUUCUCCUAGACAUGAUGGUUUAAAAGAUUUUGAAAUUGGAGGAUUAGUUGACUUCUCUUCGUCGGGAAUUGUUUAUCCAGUUAAGAAAAUUGAGUUAGUUGGAAUUGAUGAUAAAUUUAGUGAAGAGCUUACGAAAAAUUUAUUUCUUCCCCAUACACAAAAUAAUCCAAAAAAAAUGUCAAUAAAAAUUACGGUCAAGAACCUUACCAGUCAAAACAAUCUUAAUUUUAGAGUAGGUUCUAUAGAUUGGGGAAGUACGAGAGUUCCUAUUCUAAAAAUAGAGAGUAUCAAGUCUGAAAAUAUAGAAUUUAGUGUUCCUUUUUCAAGAUUAGAAGAUCCGACCAAUCCUCCGCCUGAAAAUCCAGAAAAAGAAAAUAAAGAUGGAGAAGGAGCGCAAAAGCCAGAAAACGGCAAUUCGCCCGAGAAUACCAAUGAUAAUGGAAAAAAUAAACCUACUACUCCGGAGCCAAACAAAAAACCCAAACCAAAGCCCACUGAUUCCGGAAAGGAUAGGCCGGAUAAUAAUGAACCCAAGCCGAAAAAUCCCGAAAAAUUAAGUGAAGAAAUUGAAGCAGAGAUAAACCAGCAGACUGCCCAAAAAAAAACUGAAAUCGACAAUGCUCUCAAAAAUUUUCAACAAACUAGUGAUAUUAACCAAAAACUUAAAGAACUAAAGGUUACUGAGAAAAACGUAGAGGAUGAAUCCUACCGAUGUGUAUUAGAGGUAUUAAAUGAACAAAUGAAUACUGAUGAAGUUACUGAAUCAGAAUUAGAUAGUGAAACCCAAGCCAAAUUUACUAAUUUAAAAAAUCAAACCCUUCAACCAGACCAAAUUCUUCUGUUUAAGCAACAAAUUAAUCAAAAAAUAGGAGCAUUAGGAGCCCAAAAAAGAUUUGAUAAAUUAGUUAGUUCUGUGAAAAAUUCAUUAAACUCUAAAAAUAAGAGUGAAGUCAAAGAAGCAGUUCAAAAUCUAAUCAGGUUUACCAGGAGUUCAAAUGUUUUCGACCAAGAACUUAGUUUAAAAGAAAGGUCUAAAAUUGAAAAUUACAGAACCCAAUUAAAAAAAGACUUGGAGAGCGAUAAUACUUUAACUAAUUCGGCUA